AUGACAACCAACCGGAUUUUACUAUGCGUAACGCUGCUAACCGUGUCGUUUGUGAACCAACAUAAGCUCCUGGAGGCUUAUGCAGUUGAAGGCGCGACUAUUACAGGGCCCAUCGGGCGUAAUCUUUCCAACACCAUCCAACAUGAGAAUACUGCAGAUCAACCGGUAAAGUACAACGGAGCUCAGUUGUGGCGCAUCGCCUACGACAUUCAGCUUAACAAAAAUGCGGUUUCAGAGUUACAGGAUAGAUUCAAGGCCUCCCGGUGGAGUACCAACACAACAUCCGUCGAUAUAUUCAUGGCGCACCGAAUGAUAAAACCAGCUGAGUGUUUCUUGCGCUCCAAAAACGUGUCUUAUGAAGUGGUAAUUGAAGAUCUACAACGGGCUAUCGAUGCAGAAAAUCCAUCUUUGGUCGAGACAGAACUUUGGGAGAAUCGAAAUGGUCACCGCAUGACGUGGACUGCUUACCAUCGACUGCAGGACAUAUAUGACUGGAUGGACUAUCUGGCGAAAACGUACCCGGACAUAUGUAGCACCAAGAGUAUAGGUAAAACGGUACACGGAAGGGAACUGAGAGUCAUCAGAAUUUCGAAUGGAAAUCAAACCAACAGUGCCAUCUGGAUCGACGGUGGUAUACACGCACGUGAAUGGAUUAGUCCUGCAACGGUGACCUACAUCGCAAACAAUUUGGUUGAGGACUGGGAAAAUCACCCCGAUUACAUUAAAAACAUCGACUGGUACAUACUCCCGGUGCACAAUCCUGAUGGUUACGAGUACACGCAUCAGUACGACCGUCUCUGGCGUAAGAACCGCGGCGGAUUGCAGUACGGACCAUGCGCCGGUGUUGAUCUUAAUCGAAAUUAUGGUUACAAAUGGGGUGGACAGGGCACAUCGAAACAGCCAUGCUCGGAGAUCUUCGCCGGUUCUGGUCCUUUUUCGGAACCGGAAACCAAAGCUGUCAGUCAGUUCAUGGAACAGUCAACCGCUAACUGGAAAGGGUUUUUGACAUUUCACAGCUACGGACAGUACAUACUUUAUCCGUGGGGAUACGAGCAGGUUGUGCCACCAGACCAUGCGGAUCUAAAGCGCGUCGGAGAUGCCGCAGCAGAGAAAAUUCAACGAUCCAGUGGUAUGCGCUACACGGUGGGACCAUCCGGCAGUACGCUCUAUCCUGCCGCUGGUGGUUCAGAUGACUGGGCCCGCGGCGCAUUACGCAUAAAGUACGCUUACACGGUGGAACUGCGAGACACUGGCCGUUAUGGGUUUGUGCUUCCAGCACGCCAAAUUCAACCUACUAGUGAGGAAGCAGUAAUGUUUGUCGAUAUAAUUGCACAAGAAGUUGUUAAGCUUGAGGCGUAAUGUGUAUUCAUAAACUAAUAAGGUUUCCGACAGAAGCCACAAACAUUGUGUGUGGCAAGGUACUGGACUAAACCUAUCGUAAAAGGUACUAUAUAAGACAAAAAAAGAGCAAACACAAAAUUUCGUUCGCAUCCCGACUAAUUUUACAUAACCGUCUUUAGAUGAAAGUUUUACUCAACAACAAAACGAAUUGUAUGUGGUUGAAGCAAAAUACACUUACAUCAAUCCGGUC
Molecule: messenger RNA, 1591 nt
Organism: Anopheles cruzii
Lineage: Eukaryota; Metazoa; Arthropoda; Insecta; Diptera; Culicidae
Product: carboxypeptidase B-like
Exons: 4
Coding region: 1-1359 (452 amino acids)
Biological process (GO): proteolysis
Molecular function (GO): zinc ion binding; metallocarboxypeptidase activity
Source: RefSeq, a predicted model, not a curated record